Molecule: messenger RNA, 2968 nt
Organism: Vicugna pacos (alpaca)
Lineage: Eukaryota; Metazoa; Chordata; Mammalia; Artiodactyla; Camelidae
Gene: ERMARD
Product: ER membrane associated RNA degradation
Source: RefSeq, a predicted model, not a curated record
GGGAGGGCGUGGCGUACGUCAUCCCUGGGCGCCGCGGGCUGGAGCCGGAAGUCAUGGAGAUAUUAAUAGAAGAUCCUGUUACCACAUGUCUUUCUCCCCCGGUGCAUGAUAUGAUCUGUAAACUUGGGUUUGAAGUCCAGGAAAAUCGCGACAUCAGCAGUAUUGUAACUCAGGACGGUGAGGUGUGCUGGAAGACCAUCACAGACUGUCUAACUUACACAGAAUCAGCCCGGGGUCUGGAUCUCGGGGGCAGCGUGCGGCUGCUGGGCCCCGUGUGUGAGGCUGUCCACUUGCACUUCCUGUCUCUGAGCAAGGCGCAGUUUGAAGUUCGAUACGCACCAUGGUUCCAGUGGACGGGGGUUCCGGAGUUAUUUCCUGAAAUAAUGGACACCUUGGAAAGUCUUGAGUCUCCUGCUGUGUCUCUGAGCUUGAUGAAACUAACGUCGUGUCUGGAACGAGCCCUGGGUGAUGUAUUUUUACUGAUCGGGAAGGAGUGCCCCUUUCUUCUAAGGGACCUGCUUGCGUCUGAGGAGCUGGCCCGAGUCUUCGGGCCGCCUGUGAUGGACGUGCUGAAAGUCUUCGUUGGCUCUCCCCGUGGGCUGAACCUCCGCAACGUCUUGUGGCACGGCUUCGCAGCCCCCCAGGAGCUCCCCCCAAAAUACUGUGCGAUGAUGGUGCUGCUGACAGCGGGGCUGGGUCAGCUCCUGCAGGGGCACCUUCGGCAGACCGGGCGCACACUAGCCCACCGCCCCUUCGUGACUCUUACAAACUUGGAGGAUCUGAUCGUUUUCCCUGAUGUCACUCACGAGGUGCUCGCUGUCCUAGAAGAAGUGAUGAGGAAGUCCGCCUUCGUACUGAAACCCAUGGUGCCGUGUUGGGAGGCUGUUCUCGUCAAGUUCAAGUCUCACAGGUUUGCCGACUGUGCCAUCCUGUUGCUGACGCAGCUGGAGGCGGGACUUAGGAAGGUCUUUGCUGCAGUUAACGCAUGCCCGGGAAGACUGCGGACCGCCGAGUCAACAGCUCUGUAUACUACCUUUGAUGAAAUAUUGGCAAAACACUUGAAUGAUGGUAAAAUCAAUCAACUUCCUCUUUUCCUUGGAGAGCCCGCAAUGGAAUUUCUCUGGGAUUUCCUGAACCAUCAGGAGGGUCCCCGUGUGAGAGACCGUUUAAGCCACGGGGAAGUCAGCUUGCCCGAGUUUCCAAGGGAGGCAGCAAACCAGCUGCUUGCCUUUUCCUUCGUGCUUUUACUGAGACUCACUGACGAAGACCUGCUGCCAGUUUUCAAGGAGAGGGCCAUGGUGAGAUCGCUGAUGGGUCUCGCAGAGGGCUACGUUGCUCGCUGCCAUCCAGCAUCUCGGCUUAAAAAACAGGUUCUGAGCUGUGAGGAGAGCCUCAGGGCUUGGCCUCUUCUGCCUCUGCCCGAAGGAGCCGGAGGGGAAGCUGCCCAGUUGGAAAGUAAUUCUGAAACAAAUGACUGCGAGUCUUUAAUCACAGACAUCAUGGCCGAGCUGUGUCACCACCUCCCUGUGAAGCUCUGCGUCCCCCCUGACUUGGACAGCCCUCCUGGGAGGUGGCCCCAGCUGCUCCGCGAACUCUGCGGCAUCCCUGUCCCAACACUGUUCUGCCCCAGAACCGUCCUGGAGGUGCUCACCGUCUUCCGGAAGAUCAGUGCCUGCUGCUGCCGCGUGUCUGGCCAGGUCACCGCCUCUUGGGAGCGGAGGCACCAGCAGUGGGUGGACCGGAGCCUCCGCUCGCGGCAGAGGCGGAACUACCUGCGUAUGGCGAGCAGUGUUAAGGUUCUGUCUCCUGUGCUCUACCUGAUUUUAUUGCUGAUCGCUCUGGAAUUGGUCAACAUUCACACAAUUGGUGGGAAGAAUACUUCAGAGCAUCAGCAGUAUCUGAGGUUCUUGAAGUCCGUCUUGCAGUACACGGAGAACCUGGCGGCUGCCACCAGCCAAGACCAGAACAAGUGGGAUGAAGCUGUCAGUCUUACACACGCGGCCUUGUUGAAAAUGUGGACUUUUAGUGAGAAGAAACAAAUGCUAAUACAUUUAGCCAAGAAACCCACAAGUAAAGUGAUCCAGUGAGUCAGGACACUUUGGGCUCUCUCAGGGAACCUGACUUGAGUGGACUUGACAGCAUGUGGGUUGAAGAUCCAAAGGGAGGGUAGCGUCCAGGUUCUGUUUGAUGAGGGCGCAUGGUCCGUUGCUCUGCAGUUCCCGACUUGCUUUCCCUGAGUGGUUGGUGUGGCCCUCAGGCUGGCUCCCUCGUGGUAACCAGUGGUCGCAGUGGCUUCAGGCCUCAGCUCCCCGAGCACACCAUCCAGAGAGGAGAGGUUCUUUUCACCUGUUACCCAGAAAUGGGCGGCUUCAUCUUACUGGCCACAGGCCUAAUCCUGAAAUGUGGCUGUGGCCAGGACCCAGCUCUGUGCUCACGGGUUGGGCUGGGAGGACAUCUCCUCCUGGACUGGCUGCCGGGGCCUGCAGGGAGGCCAUGGGCCCGUCAGUGCCUCAUCCCUGGCGCUGAGGUUCUCACAGGGGAGAACCGAGCAGCAGCAGCUCCUGGAAGGUGCCGGGCAGCGUGCGGCGGGGAAGCAGGAGCCUCGCAGGUCUCCAGCGUCUGGGGUUGGCAGGUUCAGGACGGGAGCUGGGUGGGCUGGGGAGUGAGGGCCAGGGCUGUGGCCACUCCAGGCAAGCACCGCGGUUCUCUGACGUUCAGGAAGCUUCUCGUCUGCUGUGUUGGAGCAGCAAGGCCGCUGGUUCUCAAGAAACCCCUUGCAAGGCUGUCCUGCCCCAGGUCUGGGUGCACUGGCCGCGCCCACCCUCUGUGAGGACGGCCCCUCCCACACCUCGCAGGGGGGUCUGGGCCCAGGAUGGAGCCCCCGCAGGGGCGGUGACACGGGGAGACAGCAGACUCUGGGUCUGGCAGUGCCUCUGUCGACUCAACACCCCUCCCCUUUUAAACCGAA